Molecule: messenger RNA, 1392 nt
Organism: Peromyscus californicus insignis
Lineage: Eukaryota; Metazoa; Chordata; Mammalia; Rodentia; Cricetidae
Product: melanoma antigen preferentially expressed in tumors-like
Exons: 3
Coding region: 1-1392 (463 amino acids)
Cellular component (GO): cytoplasm
Source: RefSeq, a predicted model, not a curated record
AUGAUGGAUGAAAGGGACCCAUCUACGCUGUUGGACCUUGCUAUACAGAGUCUACUGAGCAAUGAACCUGUUGCAAUUCAUUCCCUCGGGGAGAUCCCCAAAGAGCUUUUUGUUCCAUUGUUCUCUGCUGCCUUCAUGGGAGGAUAUAGGAAGACACUGACAGAAAUGGUGAAGGUUUGGCCCUUUGCCUGUCUCCACAUUGGAACAUUGAGUGUACAGGAACCUCAACGGGAACUCCUAAAAGCCAUGGUUGAGAGUCUUCAGUUCCUACCUGUCCAGAACUCGGCUGCUAGGAGCCCUAAACUGAGGAUCCUGGAUGUAAGGCAGGGUGUUGACUGCAGGACAACAUGCCCUGAAUUUGGAAUCAGAUCGCCUACUUGUUUUCAUGGCUGUACUCACUCUGUACGCUCUAUUCUGAAGUUAGAAAGCCAGUGCAGUGUUGUCAAUUCAAAGCCUAAGAGUCAAUCCUCAAGGCAGUCUAUGGAAAUACUAGUGGACCUAUCCCUCGAUGGCACCUUGAGAGAAAGGGAAUUUUUUGCUUUGCUUCUGAAUAAAGUUGAACAGAGUUCAGGGUCAUUACACCUCUGCUGUCGAGAUUUGCAAAUUGAUAAAUUUUCUUAUGCCAGAAACACUCUGAAGUUUUUAGAUCUGACAUGCAUUCAUAACCUGGCAGUUGAUCAGGCUUCACUGAGUGAAGUUACCACCAUUUUGGCUCACAUGAUCUAUCUGGACAGCCUUAGUCUGUCUAAAAUCACUUUUAGGUCUUUGCAUGGGAAAGUCUUCCAAAUGUUUCUCAACUGUCUUAGGCAGAUGAACUGCCUGAAAGAGUUCAACUUGUCUUCCGUCAGCCUCACAGAUCAUCUGGCCAGCCUACUCAGAGCCUUACCACCUGAUUUGGACUUCUUGUAUCUGCCAUUCUGUGAAAUUUCUUACAGAGAUCUCAAAUUUCUGUCCCAGAGCUCUCAGGCCACCCACCUCAAGCUGUUGAAUCUUAGUAACAAUGCAAUGUUUUGGGAUGAUAGUGGGCCUUUUCAGAUUCUUUUGCAGAAACUCUCAGACACCUUGCAGCAUUUGGCUAUAAAUCAUUGCCAUUUAACAGAUGCUACACUCUCUGCUAUCCUUCCAGCCCUAAGUAAGUGUUCCCAUCUCCGUGUGAUUAGCUUUGUCUCUAACCCCAUUUCGAUGCCUAUGCUUAUGAGAAUCCUUCAUUACUUAACACCUUUGAUGGAGUUGAAAUACGUGAUUUACCCUAUCCCUGUACAUUGUUAUGAACAAUGGCGUUUUCAUGGUAGCUUAGACCGACAGAAGCUUGCUGAUGUCCAAGCACAACUGAAGGCAAUGCUACAGGCAGCAAAGCGGAGUGACAUGAACUGGAUCACUUAUUCUCAGUAA